CUGAUCUCUUCCACUCUCCCAUUUUCGGCAAGAAUCAUGAAAUUACUCGUCACCACAACCACCGCGCUCGCUACGACCCUCAGCUUCGCUGCAUGUAUAGCCGCCCAUAAGAGCGCGGUACCUACACAUACUAGUCCAGGAUGCUCCACAACCACGCUUCCAGACGGUCUCAAACUUGGUCAAUCCAAGUAUGUGAACAUCACGAGUAACAGCGUAAACGGAUCAGCCAGCAUUCGCAGAUACAGAAUCCAUGUGCCCGAGUCGUACGAGCAUGGCGUGCCUGUACCAUUAAUCAUGUCUUUCCACGGCCGCACGCGAACAGCGAAAUCUCAAGAAGCGCUGUCGCAGUUUUCGAAUCAGACAUUUGGAUUUGAGGGAAUUUCUGUCUACCCCCAAGGCCUGGCUUCCGGUAACAAAACCCAAUGGCAAGGCGACCCGGAUCAACCCGCCAGCAUAAACGACGUCCAAUUCACCCUCGAACUCCUCACCCACCUAACCUCAAACUUCUGCAUCGACCUCGCCGCUAUCUACGCAUCCGGGAAAUCCAACGGCGGCGGCUUCACAGGCAUCCUCGCAUGCGAUCCAGUAGCAUCGCAGAAAUUUGCGGCCUUUGCCGCCGUCUCAGGGGCAUUCUACUUGGACCAGACUACUCAGCAACUGCCGCUUUGUAAACCCAAUCUGGAGCAGCGAAGCGCGAUUCCGUUCAUGGAGUUGCAUGGAGCCAAGGAUGAUACGAUUGCGUAUCAUGGCGGAGAGAAUACGAGACAUAAUGCCAAUUCGACAGAUGUGCCUGAGUAUGUGAAUGCGUGGGCGGUGAGGGAUGGAUUGGAUCCGAAUGCGAAUGUUACGGGGACGCUUUGUGAGGGGGACAAGUUGGUUACGACUCACAAGUGGGGAGAGACGUUGCUACAUUACAAGUACGCGAACAUGGAACACGAUUGGAUGAGUCAAUUUGGGAACAGUGAUUCUGAAGUGAACCUGACAUGCAAGGAAGCGGAUGCUACGAGGGUGAUCUUGGAUUGGUUCAAGAAGUGGCGGUUUAUUGAGGCGCCUGUAUACUGA
Messenger RNA from Periconia digitata, 1062 nucleotides. NCBI's taxonomy places the organism in Eukaryota, Fungi, Ascomycota, Dothideomycetes, Pleosporales, Periconiaceae. The record is from the annotation of a GenBank genome assembly.